This is a messenger RNA of Exophiala spinifera, 708 nucleotides long. RefSeq names its product methylthioribulose-1-phosphate dehydratase. Lineage: Eukaryota; Fungi; Ascomycota; Eurotiomycetes; Chaetothyriales; Herpotrichiellaceae. Gene Ontology annotation, cellular component: cytoplasm. The record is from RefSeq and is a predicted model, not a curated record. Gene Ontology annotation, molecular function: methylthioribulose 1-phosphate dehydratase activity; metal ion binding. The transcript has 3 exons. Bases 1 to 708 code for a protein of 235 amino acids.
AUGACUGAUGAGAGAAAUGACCACCUGGUGCAAUCUGAUGACCCAGACCAUCCCGCCAACUUGAUCCCAACACUAUGCAAACAAUUUUAUACCCUAGGAUGGGUAACUGGCACCGGGGGAGGCACUAGCAUUCGAAAAGAUGAGCAUGUCUUCAUUGCGCCCUCGGGCGUCCAAAAGGAACUGAUGAAGCCUGAAAAUAUUUUCGUUCUGUCCUACCCGACCCCGAAAUAUCCACCAUCUGCUCGACAAUAUAUCCGCAAGCCCCUUGACCUGAAACCUUCAGCGUGCACACCUUUGUUUCUUGCCGCCUUUGAGCGUGGCGCGGGCUGUUGCAUUCAUACACAUUCUCAGUGGGCUGUGCUUGUCACGCUGCUCGUCGAGAAGAUGUCAGGGCCAGCGGCAUGUUUCGAGAUCAGCAACAUUGAACAAAUCAAAGGCAUCCCCAAGGGUCCAGGGAAGGGCAUGCUCGGCUUUCACGAUACCAUGAAGAUACCAAUCAUUGAAAACACUCCUUUCGAGGAGGAUUUGACCGAGCACUUGGAGAAGGCAAUGGAACAGUAUCCUGAUGCUUAUGCCGUAUUGGUUCGGCGGCAUGGAAUCUACGUCUGGGGCGACAAUGUCGCAAAAGCGAAAACUCAGUGUGAGAGCCUAGAUUAUCUCUUCCAACUGGCCGUCGAGAUGCAUAAGCUGGGCCUGCCUUGGAUUUGA